Molecule: messenger RNA, 482 nt
Organism: Lagopus leucura (white-tailed ptarmigan)
Lineage: Eukaryota; Metazoa; Chordata; Aves; Galliformes; Phasianidae
Product: SWI/SNF complex subunit SMARCC1-like
Exons: 3
Coding region: 81-482 (133 amino acids)
Molecular function (GO): protein binding
Source: RefSeq, a predicted model, not a curated record
CCUGUGAAACUCUGUUAGGCAUCAGCAUCCAACAUGAGCUCUGUACCAACUCUUGCAGAUACCUGGCUUACCGCAACUUCAUGAUCGACACCUAUCGCCUGAACCCCCAGGAGUACCUGACCAGCACUGCCUGCAGGAGGAACCUGACUGGAGAUGUGUGUGCUGUCAUGAGAGUGCAUGCUUUUCUGGAGCAGUGGGGUCUCAUCAACUACCAGGUGGACCCAGAGAGCCGCCCCAUGGCCAUGGGCCCUCCUCCCACCCCUCACUUCAAUGUGCUCGCCGAUACGCCCUCCGGCCUCAUGCCUCUGCACAUCCGCACGCCGCAGAUCCCAGCUGCUCAGCAGAUGCUGAGUUUUCCUGAAAAAAACAAAGAGAAACCCACUGACCUGCAGAACUUUGGACUUCGCACAGACAUUUACUCAAAAAAGACUUUAGCAAAGGUAAGUGCAUUUGGAUUUCUGUUCCCCUGUGGCUUCUAUUAA